Molecule: messenger RNA, 477 nt
Organism: Callorhinus ursinus (northern fur seal)
Lineage: Eukaryota; Metazoa; Chordata; Mammalia; Carnivora; Otariidae
Product: large ribosomal subunit protein eL43
Biological process (GO): translation
Cellular component (GO): cytosolic large ribosomal subunit; ribosome
Molecular function (GO): large ribosomal subunit rRNA binding; structural constituent of ribosome
Source: RefSeq, a predicted model, not a curated record
CUGGGCUCAGACAUAGUUUGCGGCGGUAUGGCUAAACGCACCAAGAAGGUCGGAAUCGUGGGUAAAUACGGGACCCGUUAUGGUGCCUCCCUCAGGAAAAUGGUGAAGAAGAUUGAAAUAAGCCAGCACGCCAAGUACACUUGCUCCUUCUGUGGCAAAACAAAGAUGAAAAGACGAGCUGUGGGGAUCUGGCAUUGUGGCUCCUGCAUGAAAACCAUCGCUGGUGGCGCUUGGACCUACAACACCACUUCUGCUGUCACAGUAAAGUCUGCUAUCAGAAGACUGAAGGAAUUGAAAGACCAGUAGAAGCUUCACCAUUUGAAACAUUACUAGCCUAUAAUAAAUGGGUUAAUUUAUGUAACACAAUUACUUUGGCUUGUUGUUAAAUUUAUUAAUUAGAUCUUUCAAUUUGUGUUGCAUUAGUUUUGCUUUCUCAAAGGCCUUGGAAAUUAAAGAGUCCUAAUUUUUAUUGGAAAA